Hyaloscypha bicolor E is the source of this 1119-nucleotide messenger RNA. Its product is annotated as RNA-binding domain-containing protein. The record is from RefSeq and is a predicted model, not a curated record. Gene Ontology annotation, molecular function: RNA binding. NCBI's taxonomy places the organism in Eukaryota, Fungi, Ascomycota, Leotiomycetes, Helotiales, Hyaloscyphaceae. The transcript has 4 exons. Bases 350 to 919 code for a protein of 189 amino acids.
CAACGAUUUCGCCUGCCUGAUUUCUUUUCUCAUAUUUUGAGGCUUACAAGGUUAGUAGAUACUUCUCGUCUUAAUGUUGGCUGUGUUGCGUUGAAACAGCCCUUUGCGUGUGCAGAGAAGUGGGAAGAAAGCUCCAAGGGUGUUUCCAGCCUGAUCACUACCAUUCCAAAGCUUCAAAUUCACUUAUUUGCUUCUAGAAAUAUUCACUGCCUUUAUCGCUUAUCACACUGGCGCUAAUGUUGUCAUAAACCAGGUUCUGCACGCUGCCUCCUUUCCUUUCGACAACAUCAAGUAUUUUAUUUCUGAUUGCACGCAAACUUCGCAACAGCAUCCUCUGAAAGCACACAGGAUGGCAGAUACUGAGCCGAAGGUUGAGGAGGACGUCCUUAUCGGCGAGGAAGAGGGAAAUGAUGAGGAGGAGAUUUCGGCAAUGAAGAGGAGGGUCGCAGAGAUGGAGGAGGAGGCAGCCAAGCUUCGUGAGAUGCAGGCGACGUUGGAUCAGCAGAGCAACGAUCUGCGAGAGGACAAGGAGGAUAUCGACUCGAGAAGCAUCUUCGUUGGCAACGUCGACUAUGCCGCUUCCCCAGAGGAGAUCCAGGCUCACUUCCAGAGCUGCGGCUCCAUCAAUCGUGUCACCAUUCUGCUGGACAAGUUCACCGGCCAUCCCAAGGGGUAUGCGUACGUGGAAUUCACAGAGCCAAGUCUCGUUGCUCAAGCUCUUGUCUUGAACGAGAGCGUCUUUCGUGGACGUAACUUGAAGGUUGUUCCAAAGCGUACAAAUGUCCCGGGUAUGACUCGCGGCCGAGGCCGAGGUGGCAUGAGAGGUGGUCGUGGCUUUGGGGGCGGACGUGGAGCUCCUCGCGGUGCAUACCGUGGUGGAUACAGAGGAAAUCGAGGCCGUGGAUUCUCUCCGUACUAGGGUGAGAACGGUUCUUCAAGGCGGUCGAUGACAAUUCAAGGGAUUGGAAAAGCGUACGAUAGUUAAAGGCACGAGACCUGCGUUGGUUUCUAUAAAACGGUGGGGAAUUCAUGAGGGAUCUGGGCAAUGGUCUUGAACUGAAGUACUAGAUUUGGCGUUGAUAUGGGAGCACGUGCUUGAUUCUUCCACCCUGUUCAUCU